CGCGAAUCACGGAGAGAGAAUUUAAUGUGUUUUUCCUGGAUUUACAGGCUUUUGUUUUAGUUCCUCUUUCUGUGGAUUUAUACCUGAUUUCCUGCAGAUAUUCUGGAUUUAUUUAGUUGGAUUCGAGCUUAAUCUUCCCUUUGUGGUCUUCUGCAAAAUGUCGGACAGAACAAUGGCGCGGCAAGUACUGCUGUUGAUUUGGUUUCUCUCUCUCAGUUCAGCUCUCGGGCAGGUCAGUUACUCCAUUCCUGAGGAAAUGGCGAAAGGCUCUUUAGUCGGUAACAUAGCGCAGGAUUUGGGUUUAGAUUUAAAGAGACUGAAAUCGGGUAAAGCCCGUAUUUAUACCGGAGACAGCGCUGAAUACAUCGAGCUGAAUAAAGAAAGAGGAGUCCUCCUUAUCAAAGAGAGAAUAGACCGAGAGGCGCUAUGCGGACAGACAACGCCUUGCGCACUACAUUUCCAGAUUAUUCUGGAGAACCCGAUGGAAUUGUAUCGCAUUACAGUUGAAGUCACGGACGUAAAUGACAAUGCUCCAGUGUUUAGUAAGAAAGACAUGAGAUUUGAAAUAAACGAAAUGUCUUUAGCGGGUGCCAGAUUUAUAUUGGAGGGGGCUAUUGAUUAUGACGUCGGUCGAAAUGGUCUUCAGAGUUACUCCCUCCAUCCUACAGAUAAUUUGGUCUUGAAAUUUCAGAAUCACCCUGAUGGAAGUAAAGCUGUCGAAAUGGUUCUCCAAAAACCAUUAGACCGUGAAAAACAAGAGCAUGUCUCUUUACUGUUAACAGCCUUUGACGGAGGCGAACCACAGAUGUCUGGGACAAUGCAGAUACACAUAACCGUUUUAGAUGCGAAUGAUAACGCCCCUGUGUGUUCACAAUCCGUGUUCAAAAGCAGCCUGGCUGAAAACUCGCCAAAAGGCACGGUUAUAACAACAGUUAGUGCAUCCGAUGCUGACCAGGGUUCCAAUGGAAGAAUAUCUUUCUCUAUUUCAAGUACAGCUGACAAAGUGUCAGGUUUUGAAAUAGACCCUGAUGUUGGCGUGUUAAAGCUUAUUGGGGGCAUCGAUUUUGAGAACAGAAAGCAUUACAAAAUUGAUGUUCAGGCAAGAGAUGACGGUGGUAAUACGGAUUCAUGUAAGGUCAGUGUUGAUAUUAUCGAUGUUAACGACAACAGCCCCGCUAUUAAUAUUAUUUCAAAAUCCAGUCACAUAUCUGAGGAUGCGAAAUCUGGCACUGUUCUUGCAAUGUUAAACAUUCAAGACGCAGACUCGAAUGAAAGCGGUAAACUUCUUUGUCACUUGAAUGAUAACGUGCCUUUCGUUAUUCAGUCUUCGUCGGAUGGGUUUUACAGCCUCGUAACCGACGGUGAUUUAGAUCGGGAGAGAGAGUCUGAGUAUAACAUCAGUGUGACGUGUGCUGAUGAGGGCGUGCCCUCUCUCUCCAGCAGCGUCACUCUCUCCUUACAGAUAUCAGAUGUGAAUGAUAACGCACCUGUGUUUGACAAGAGCUCAUAUGAGGCCUCUGUUCAAGAAAACAACACACCGGGUCUUUCCAUAUUCACAGUCAGAGCCAGAGACGCAGAUUUUAACCAGAAUGCCCGUGUGUCUUACAUACUGGAGGACUCCUCUGUUAACGGAGUGCCCGUCUCCUCGUUGGUGUCCGUUAGUGCUGAUAGUGGAGACAUACAUGCAGUGCGAUCUUUCGAUUACGAGCAGAUCAAAGAUUUCCGGUUCCGCGUAAAGCGCAAGACGGAGGCCCCUCCUCUCAGCAGCAACGUGAGUGUGAGAAUCAUUAUUCAGGACCAGAAUGACAACGCGCCUCAGGUUCUGUAUCCGGUCCAGUCUGGUGCUUCUGUGGUGGCUGAAAUAGUGCCUCGUUCGGCAGAUGUGGGUUAUCUGGUCACUAAAGUGGUGGCUGUUGAUGUGGACUCUGGACAGAAUGCCUGGCUCUCAUAUAAACUACAGAAAGCCACAGACAGGGCGCUGUUUGAAGUGGGCUUACAGAAUGGAGAAAUAAGAACUGUACGUCAAGUGACAGAUAAAGAUGCUGUGAAACAAAGGCUCACUGUUGUAGUGGAGGACAACGGGCAGCCCUCUCGUUCAGCUACAGUCAAUGUGAACGUGGCGGUGGCGGACAGCUUCCCUGAAGUGCUCUCCGAGUUCACUGACUUUACGCACGACAAGGAAUACAACGACAACCUGACUUUUUAUCUGGUCUUGGCCUUGGCUAUGGAGACGUGA
Molecule: messenger RNA, 2236 nt
Organism: Xyrauchen texanus (razorback sucker)
Lineage: Eukaryota; Metazoa; Chordata; Actinopteri; Cypriniformes; Catostomidae
Product: protocadherin gamma-A5-like
Biological process (GO): homophilic cell-cell adhesion
Cellular component (GO): plasma membrane
Molecular function (GO): calcium ion binding
Source: RefSeq, a predicted model, not a curated record